AUGAGUUCAGAUAAUAUCUUUUUAAGGCAAUCACAAUACGAAUUAAGAUAAAAACAGCAAACAACAUUAAAAUAAACAAGAACAGCUUUUAAUGCAUAUUAAAAUUUAUUUUAUUCAUUCUAAAACUUAAAACUUCCUAAAAGUAAUUUAAAAGAUAAUGUCAAUUAAAAAUAUCACAAACAAAAAUUUAAGUUGGAAAAAUAUGUAAAAACCUAAAAGAUAAAGAAUCUUUUUGAGAGAUUUGUUUCUCAGAUUGUCUUCAGAAAUAUUAUGGUAUUUUUAUCUACACAAGAUAUCAUGUAAUUAAGGCUUGUGAGCAUUUUCACUAAUCAUUUAAUAGAGGCUAACAUAGAAUUUCUAUUUUAUAUUAAAAUACAAAGAUAGAAUUAUGUUAAAUCCCUAAAUAUUCAAGACUUCUAGCAACCUGUAAUUCCAAGUUUAAAUAAUAUUUUAAAAUAAUUGAGGAAAUGGAUGUCGCAAAAUGGAAGUAUUCCUCAAAUUCCCUCUCAACUUUUAUCUUAAUUAACCUUACUUGCUGAUUUAUAUACAGAAUCUAAAUCUUAAGGAUAAAAAUAAAAACAAUAUAUAACAAAAUAUGACAUUUUGUAAACUGUUAUUACCUGCCUUCAAUAUUAACCUUUGAAUUGGUAUGGCAUACUUGAAAAGUAAAGAAGAUUGAUAAGGAAUUAUAUGUCUAAAAAUAGGUAUUAAAAUAAUUAGGUAAAUUCAAAGGAGUUCCUGGCUUUAGCAAAAUAUAUAAAGAAUCUAUUUGAUUUUACUACACAACGAGAUUAUAAAGUAAUUUGUGAUGCAUAUAACAAAGAUAAAAUAGUUCUAAAUCUAUAAUAAUAAUAAUAAUUUUUAUAUAAUUUACUCACAAAACAAAGAUCAAAAUCAAAUUAAUUGGAAAAGAUUUCAAAAUUAGGAACUUUAUUUUUUAAAGUUAUACUAUCAUAUUGUUCAUUAGAAGACAUCUAGAAUUCAAGAUAUGUUUGUAAGAAGUUUAAUCAAGAAUUUGAAUAAAAUUCAAAUUUUUAUUACCAGAUUUAAGUUUAAAGAGUUUAAUAAUAAAUCAAAACAAUAGAAAAUAAUUUCAAUUUAUGUUCAAAAUAGGAUGAGCUUUUGUCUAAAACUAAAGAAUAAAACAGUUUGAUGGAACUAUUUUACUGUAUUUAAAAUUAGGUUAAAUUAGUAAAUAAUAUAAGAACUCAAGAUUUCUUAUGUAUUAAUAGUUAGGAGAUAGCUGAUGCUAUUUUUAAAUCUGAAAUUGAUCAUGAGAUUUAUUCAAGAUCUAGAGAUUAUAUAAGAUCAAAAUUAGGAAUGGAUCUUUUAGUGGAAAGUAAUUAUAAAACUUUUUUAAUGAAAUUGGAGAAGCUUAAGGAAUGCUUGAUGGACUAUUAUUUUAAGCUACCUCAGCUUUAGAAAAAGCUGGAAUUUAUAUUGCACCUUUACCAUGAACCAGAAAUCUGA
Molecule: messenger RNA, 1470 nt
Organism: Paramecium octaurelia
Lineage: Eukaryota; Ciliophora; Oligohymenophorea; Peniculida; Parameciidae
Source: the annotation of a GenBank genome assembly